Oppia nitens is the source of this 2567-nucleotide messenger RNA. RefSeq names its product RING finger protein unkempt-like (gene unk). The coding region runs from base 64 to 2460 and encodes 798 amino acids. NCBI's taxonomy places the organism in Eukaryota, Metazoa, Arthropoda, Arachnida, Sarcoptiformes, Oppiidae. The transcript is spliced from 10 exons. Gene Ontology annotation, molecular function: metal ion binding. The record is from RefSeq and is a predicted model, not a curated record.
UUUGAAUGACUGCAAUACUGUUGUAGUAUUGGUUUAUAUGUAUUAUUGUUAACAAACAACAAAAUGCCCGCCACUACUGACAACACCAAUAAUUGCAAUCAUAUUAUUAAUUGUGUUAAUAAUAAUAAUAAUAAUAAUAUUAACAAUAUUGUCAACAAUUCACAAUCAAACACCACUUCUCCAAACAAUAAACAUAACCAACAAUCACAACAACAACUUCAACAACAACAACAACAAUCACCGCAACAGUUGACAACACAGACUGAGAAACCAUUGCAUUAUCAGUAUUUAAAGGAGUUUCGUUGUGAACAAUGUCCACUAUUCCUACAACACAAAUGUACACAACAUAAGCCAUUCACGUGUUUUUAUUGGCAUUUCUGUAACCAACGGCGCCGUCGACCCAUACGGAAACGUGACGGCACUUUCAACUACUCGCCCGAUGUUUACUGUACUAAAUAUGAUGAAACAACUGGUGUCUGUCCAGAGGGUGACGAGUGUCCAUACCUUCAUAGGACUGCUGGUGACACUGAACGCCGCUAUCAUUUGAGAUACUAUAAGACUGGUAUUUGUGUGUACGAUACGGACACUCGGGGUUAUUGUGUAAAAAAUGGUCCGCACUGUGCGUUCGCACACGGAUUACAUGACUUGCGAAACCCAGUGUAUGACAUUCGGGAACUACAGGCCAUGGAAAGCGGUCAAAAUAUUUUAUGCGACGGGGAAAACGGUUUUAAUAACAAUGCGAUACCCAAUAAUCUGGACAAAGAGCGGAACGCCCUAAAUGAAGACCCGAGAUGGCAGGACACGGCCUAUGUAUUGGCUAAUUAUAAGACAGAAAUCUGCAAACGACCGCCAAGACUGUGCCGACAGGGCUAUGCCUGUCCUCAGUUUCACAACAACAAAGACAGACGUCGAUCACCCAAAAAAUAUAAAUAUCGAUCGACUCCCUGUCCUAAUGUUAAACAGGGAGAUGAAUGGGGAGAUCCAACUAAUUGUGAGAGUCUGGACGGUUGUCCCUAUUGUCAUACAAGAACUGAGCAACAGUUUCAUCCGGAAAUCUAUAAAUCAACCAAAUGUAAUGAUAUCCAACAGACCGGUUACUGUCCGCGCGGACCUUUCUGUGCAUUUGCACACGUGGAGACCAAUGAAGAGAUAUCCGCUGCCCGAGAGUUAUCUAUGGAAGGAACUACCGAUUUAUCUCAAUUAGUGUCUAAUGUAUUGCCACCUAAUAAUUGUAACACUAGUCCUGUGCCGAUCAGUCGAACCGGUUCUAUAUCAAACCCGCAACAAACAGGUACGACCCCGCAGUCCAUUAUCAAUAGGACAUCUAAUAAUCAAUCAGUGGCCUCAUCACUACCCGAACACUAUCAAAGCGGUUUUGAUCUGUCAGCCCCACAGCCACCACCACAAAUGGCGCUCAGAGAUAUGACAGUAUCUGGAUGUUUAGGACCCAUUGCCCGCCCCCGUAGUUACAGUACUUCUACAGCCACCACCAGAAGUGAUAGUUUAUUUGCAUCAAUAUAUGAAAAGAAUGGUCCCCUCAAUAACAACGCUUCGUCAUUGUUUGCGGGAAACAGUUCACCUCUUUUCUCAAAUUUUGCUAUAUCUCCGUCAACCGGUACCGACUCUAUUGGCAAUCAAUACACCAGUAAUUUCAAUCCAAUAGACGCCGCUUUUAAUCAUUUAGAUGAUCUCAAUUUAGAUGACUUGCAAAUCGAUAGUUUUGAUAAAGAGUUUCAACAGCAUCAUAGAGAAAGUAUUGGCGCCAAUAGUGAUGUUUCCAAUCAUAUGGAUAGUGUUGUCAAUAGUGUUCUCACUAGAAAUAGCAUAUUGGGGUCAACACAACCCGUUAACAUACCGGGUGCUCGACUAAAUAAUACAAGCAAUAGUUUGUCAUCACCUCCAGUGAGUGCUUCUCCAAUAGCAUCAUCAUUGACCAGUGGUAAUCAAACAUCUGGUUUAUCGCACGGAACCAAUACUGGCACUGGUUUUGGUAUGUCGUCAUCAUUUAUACAGCGGACAAAUUCUGUGGGACAGUCGUCACUAUACGACUUUGGCUCUAAUAACAUGUCUCCGGGAAGUUCUUCAAACAAUAAUCAUUCAAUUAUGGCUUCAAUGAUGGAAGUGCAGAGACUUCGCGAAGAAAACUCAUUACAUAAGGCGACGUUAGCUAAUUAUGAAGAAAAGUUAGCUCAAGCCAUGAAUUUAUGGAAAUUAGAAGUGGAAGAAGUGACACGAAAAGAAAAGUUAGCCGAAUCACAGAGGGAUGAGGCAUUGAAUAAGUUGUCGUCAAUUCAAAGGGAAUUAGAGCUCUUGAAGUGCUCGGAAAACACAUUACAGACCAAACGUAUGGGAGAUUUGAGUUCAAUGACUGCCAACCAAUUAAUCCAAUUACAGAAUCAGACACGAAAUGAGUUAAAGUGUAUCGAAGAGGCUUUAUUAAGACAACACAAAACUGCAUGACUUGUAAGAGUUAUAUAAACAUAAAUUAAGAAAUUGAAUCAAAUUAUUAUAAAAGUAUUUUUAAUUUAAAUUAUAUUAUUAUAUACUGUUUAUACUUAUUAUAAUAU